AUGCGACGCGUGGUGGUUACGGGACUGGGCGCUGUGACUCCCUUAGGAACCGGUGUUCGCCACACCUGGAAACGUCUGUUGGACGGCCAGUGUGGUAUCGUCUCUGUGAAAGACAGACAUCCGGGGUUUGCAGAAAUACCAUGUCAAGUUGCCGCUGUUGUGCCCCGAGGGCCAAAGCAGUUUGGUGGCUGGACUUCAUCUGAAUGGGUUACCCGUGAUGAAGAAAGAAAGACAGCAUUAUUCACUCAGUAUGCACUGGCAGCCACUGAGGAAGCUCUCAGUGAUGCCGGCUGGAAGCCUGAGGCAGAAGAUGCUAAGGAAAUGACAGGUGUAUGCCUGGGCUCCGGGGUAGGAAACCUCGAAGAAAUAUACAACACUUCUCUUGCGUAUGCAGGAAAUUUAUCUGGUGGUGGCAAGGGAUAUAGGAAAAUUCCGCCCUUAUUUGUACCAAAGUCCCUCACCAAUCUGGGCGCUGGGCAUCUCUCAAUGAAAUAUGGCUUCAUGGGCCCGAAUCAUGCAGUCACGACUGCAUGCACUACUGGUGCUCAUUCAAUAGGUGAUGCCGCCCGCUUCAUACUAUAUGGAGAUGCGCAUGUCAUGGUCGCUGGAAGUGCAGAAUCCUGUAUUCACCCUCUUACGAUCGGUGGUUUUGCCAGGGCUCGCAGUUUAGCCACCGGUUUCAAUGACCGGCCUGAAAAGGCGUCUCGCCCAUUCGACAAAGACCGUCAAGGUUUCGUAGUGGGCGAAGGGGCUGCUAUACUUGUCCUCGAGGAGUUGCAACACGCGAAAUCCCGUGGUGCGCGGAUAUAUGCGGAGUUGAAAGGCUACGGGUGCUCUGCCGAUGCGUACCACAUGACGGCACCGCAGGAAGGAGGCAAAGGGGCUGUACUGGCCAUGAGACGUGCUUUGAAAAAUGCCGGUUUACCUCCAGGUAAGAUUGACUACAUCAACGCACAUAGCACGUCUACUGUGAUUGGAGACGCGGCAGAAAACGCUGCGAUUACACAGCUGUUCCUCGGGUCCGAUGGUAAGGAAAAAGAAUCGGAUAUCAAUGUUAGUAGCACCAAAGGUGCCAUAGGGCACCUUUUGGGUGGUGCUGGUGCUAUCGAAGCAAUAUUUUCUAUCCUUACGAUCCACGAGCAAAUAUUGCCACCAACGAUCAAUCUCGAAGAUACCACCGAUGACUUCCGCUGCAAUUAUGUACCGAACGUAGCACAAGACCGACGUGUGGAUGCUGUGCUUACGAACAGUUUUGGCUUUGGCGGUACCAAUGCGAGUUUAUGCUUUGCCAAAUUUUGA
This is a messenger RNA of Ophidiomyces ophidiicola, 1299 nucleotides long. RefSeq names its product Mitochondrial beta-keto-acyl synthase (gene CEM1). The transcript is spliced from 8 exons. Bases 1 to 1299 code for a protein of 432 amino acids. Gene Ontology annotation, biological process: fatty acid biosynthetic process. The record is from RefSeq and is a predicted model, not a curated record. Lineage: Eukaryota; Fungi; Ascomycota; Eurotiomycetes; Onygenales; Onygenaceae. Gene Ontology annotation, molecular function: 3-oxoacyl-[acyl-carrier-protein] synthase activity.